Messenger RNA from Colossoma macropomum (tambaqui), 3568 nucleotides. RefSeq names its product zinc finger protein 850-like. NCBI's taxonomy places the organism in Eukaryota, Metazoa, Chordata, Actinopteri, Characiformes, Serrasalmidae. The record is from RefSeq and is a predicted model, not a curated record. The transcript is spliced from 6 exons. Gene Ontology annotation, molecular function: DNA-binding transcription factor activity, RNA polymerase II-specific; RNA polymerase II cis-regulatory region sequence-specific DNA binding. Gene Ontology annotation, biological process: regulation of transcription by RNA polymerase II. Bases 249 to 2903 code for a protein of 884 amino acids.
AGUCCGUGCUCAGUGUUGUUGCAGGGAGAGCAGAGCUUUAGAAAGCAGACAGCUGUUCAACACUUAUUGUUUGAAUUGUGUUGUUCAUUGACUCUUGUGGAAAUAGCUGGAGAGAUGUCUGCUGUUUGAGAAGAGGGACACAAAAUAUGUAAACUGUCCAACACAGAAGCAGCCUGCAUCCUGACCUGGCUGAAAAAGAAUUAUGUCCUGUGGCUAACUCAUCAGGAGAAGACAGCAAAUAAAAUCAAAUGGCGUCUAGAAGAAGGUCCAGUACUCGGCAAACAGUCUCUGAUUCCAUCCAGUCUAACCCCAAAACAACUCUCCACUGUUCUGAGUGUGGAAAGAGUUUUAGUCGACUGAGUCGUCUUCAGCUACACCAGCGCAUUCACACAGGAGAGAGGCCGUAUUCCUGCUCAGAGUGCGGGAAGAGUUUUAUCCAGCAGAGCGUUCUCCGACGACACCAGCGCAUUCACACAGGAGAGAAACCGCAUUGCUGUUCAGAGUGCGGGAAGAGUUUUAUUCAAAGGGAUCAUCUCCAGCGACACCAGCGCAUUCACACGGGAGAGAAACCGUAUUCUUGCUUGGAGUGCGGGGCGAGUUUUUCUCUGCCGAGUAGCCUCUUGGUACAUCAGCACAUUCACACAGGAGUGAAACCGUAUUAUUGUUCACACUGUGGAAAGAGUUUCAGUGACAGUAGUAGUCUCCAGAAACACCAGCGUGUUCACACAGGAGAGAAGCCGUAUCAGUGCUCAGAGUGUGGAAGGAGGUUUACUGAGAGAGGUACCCUUAGAAAACACGAGCGGAUUCACACAGGAGAGAAGCCAUAUCAGUGUUCAGACUGCGGGAGAAGUUUUAGACAGAGCGGUAACCUCAAAAAACACCAAAUCAUUCACACAGGAGAGAAACCGUACUCCUGCUCAGAGUGCGGGAGGAGAUUUACUCUACAGAGAUACCUCCAAACACACCAGCGCAUUCACACAGGAGAAAAACCGUAUCACUGCACAGACUGUGGGAAGAGUUUCACUAGAUUAAGUAGUCUAAGACUCCACCAGCAUACUCACAAAACAGAGAAACCGUAUUCCUGCUCGGACUGUGGGAAGAGUUUUAUUCAGCAGAGUCAACUUCAACGACACAAGCGCGUUCACACAGGAGAGAAGCCGUAUUGCUGUUCAGAGUGUGGGAAGAGGUUUAAAAUACAGAGUACUCUCCAACUACACCAGCACAUUCACACAGGAGCAAAGCCAUAUCAGUGCUCGGAGUGCGGGAAGAGGUUUAGAGACAGAGGUAACCUUAAGGCACACCAGCGCAUCCACACAGGAGAGAAACCGUAUUCCUGUUCGGAAUGUGGGAAGAGGUUUAAUCGACAGAGUAAUCUACAAACGCACCAGCGCAUCCACACUGGAGAAAAGCCGUAUUCCUGCUCGGAGUGCGGGAAGAGCUUUAAUCUACACAGCACUCUUUUAAUACACCAGCGCAUUCACACUGGAGAGAAGCCGUAUUUCUGCUCAGAGUGUGGGAAGAAUUUUAGCGGUAAUCUCAUAAGACACCAGCGCAUUCACACUGGAGAGAAACCGUAUCGGUGCCCAGAGUGUGGGAUGCGUUUUAGAGACAGAAGUAACCUUAAAACACACCAGCACAUUCACUCAAGAGAGAAAACGUAUCAAUGUUCAGAGUGUGGGAAGAGUUUUAGACAAAGAGCUAACCUUACGAGACACCAGCGCAUUCACACAGGAGAGAAACCGUAUCAGUGCUCAAAGUGUGGGAAGAGCUCCAGACAGUUGAGUAAUUUGAAGACGCACAAGUGCUGCUCCACGGUGCUUGUUAAUGACUGUUCAACAAGCCAAUCCGCGAACUGCAGGAAAGAGCUCCUGUCCAAUCGGAGCGCAGGAGGCGGAGCUUGUCCGAAUACGGCGCCGGUGAGGUCAGCUCGCACAGAUCGCCCAUGUGACUCCACUGUGUUGUUGGAGGAAGAGAAAGAGGAGGAAGAGCAGCUGCUCUGCACUGAAGAAAUAAAUUUACACUGGGAAAUUUAUCUCUGCAUGCACAUCAGAGAGGACAACACGACUGCUCAAGAAUGGGAGGGAUCUGAAUAUGAGAAUAUGACAUCUAGAAGAAGCUCCAGAACUCGGCGAACGUUCUCUGUUUCUCACCUCAGGAACACGUUUCACAGACGAACACAGAUAAAUCAGAACAAUAAAAGCCAAAAGAGAACUCACCACUGCUCAGACUGCGGGAGGAGUUUUGCUCGACAGGGUCAUCUCCAAAGACACCAGCUCAUCCACACGGGAGAGAAACCGCAUUGCUGUUCAGAGUGCGGGAAGAGUUUUAAUCAGCUCUGUAAUCUCCAAACACACCAGCGCAUCCACACAGGAGAGAAGCCGUAUUCCUGCUCGGACUGCGGCAAGAGUUUUACUCAGCAGAACUUUCUCCAAAGACACCAGCUCAUUCACACAGGAGAGAAACCGUAUUGUUGCCCAGAGUGUGGGAAGAGGUUUAAUCAACAGACGAAUCUCCUAAACCACCAGCGUAUUCACACAGGAGUGAAGCCGUAUCCCUGUUCAGAGUGUGGGAAGAGUUUUACUCGGCAGAGUGAACUCCAACGUCACCAGCUCAUUCACACAGGAGAGAAGCCCUACUGCUGCUCAGAGUGCGGGAAGGGUUUUACUCAGCAGAGCACUCUCCGAAAUCACCAGCUCAUUCACACCGGUGAGAAGCCGUAUCGCUGCUCAGAGUGCGGGAAGAGUUUUACUCGACGGAGUUAUCUCCAACUGCACCAGCACAUUCACACAGGAGUUAAACCAUAUCACUGCACUGAGUGUGGGAAGAGUUUUACCCGACACGACUAUCUCAUAGGACACCAGCGCGUUCACACUGGUGAAAAGCCGCUUUACUGUUCAAAGUGAGGGAGGAAGUUCAGGUAUUCAGUAGGGAUGCACUGAUCAUGAAUAUCUUAUGACCGAUUCCAAUUUCUUUACAACCAAAUUGGAUUUUUAUGAGCCUUUUUUUAAUCUGAAGCUCACACUGUGUGGGGUUAAAUAAACUCAUGCAACACCCAAGUACAUUUCCAAGUGUCUGUUAAUUAAAGUCACAAUAUAAACAACUUUUUAAUGGGCCAAACUUGUCUAUUAAUGGUAUUCAAACUAUAUCAGACAUCUGUGCUGUUUCUAGCAUAGUGUUGACUCUCCUGCAGUUUUUCAUGGAAGUUACUAGAAUCAGUCUGAAUAAACUGUUGAAAAGCGGUUCCCUUUUUGAGGACUAGCGGUUUAUUUCUCAUGUUUCCGAGAGUUUAGAUGUAACAGAUUAUUGUUAUUAUUUAAUUUAUUUGAAGAACCAUAAAGCUGAUCAUGUUGGAUAGAUCAGAGAAAGAGUCCCUUAAUGUUAAAUGGGCAGCUCAACUGGCCGGUAGAUGUUCAUAUUUUCUAAUCUUAGGGGGCUUAUAUAUUUCUGACUGAAUGGAUAAAUGAGAAAGGUCCAAAUAGUGGGAAUAUUAACCCACAAAUACUUGUUGCAAAGUAUGUAAAGUAUGUAAAGUGGUUUAACUGAGUGGCCAUUAAAGCGCUAAGAACUG